AUGGAGAGCGCUGACCAAAAUACUGACAAGGUUUUCAGGAUCGGACGGUGCAACAAGGACAGAGACCGACUGAUAAAGGUGAUAUUCACGAGCAAGAGAACAAAAGAGGACUUGUUAGCAAGGAAGAGUGGACUAGCAAACGUACUGAAGUUCAAAAAAAUAAUUCCUGCAGAGGGAUAUGACAAGGGACGAGAGAACGAGGGCAACAGCCGUGGGUAUGACGGCCCCCCUGGUGGGUAUGACGGCCCCCCUGGUGGAUAUGACGGCCCCCCUGGUGGGUAUGACGGCCCCCCUGGUGGGUAUGACGGCCCCCCUGGUGGGUAUGACGGCCCCCCUGGUGGGUAUGACGGCCCCCCUGGUGGGUAUGACGGCCCCCCAGGUGGGUAUGACGGCCCCCCUGGUGGGUAUGACGGCCCCCCAGGUGGGUAUGACGGCCCCCCAGGUGGAUAUGACGGCCCCCCUGGUGGGUAUGACGGCCCCCCUGGUGGGUAUGACGGCCCCCCUGGUGGGUAUGACGGCCCCCCUGGUGGGUAUGACGGCCCCCCUGGUAGAUAUGACGGCCCCCCUGGUGGGUAUGACGGCCCCCCUGGUGGGUAUGACGGCCCCCCUGGUGGGUAUGACGGCCCCCCUGGUGGGUAUGACGGCCCCCCUGGUGGGUAUGACGGCCCCCCUGGUGGGUAUGACGGCCCCCCUGGUAGAUAUGACGGCCCCCCUGGUGGGUAUGACGGCCCCCCUGGUAGAUAUGACGGCCCCCCUGGUGGGUAUGACGGCCCCCCUGGUGGGUAUGACGGCCCCCCUGGUGGGUAUGACGGCCCCCCUGGUGGGUAUGACGGCCCCCCUGGUGGGUAUGACGGCCCCCCUGGUGGGUAUGACGGCCCCCCUGGUAGAUAUGACGGCCCCCCUGGUGGGUAUGACGGCCCCCCUGGUAGAUAUGACGGCCCCCCUGGUGGGUAUGACGGCCCCCCUGGUGGGUAUGACGGCCCCCCUGGUGGGUAUGACGGCCCCCCUGGUGGGUAUGACGGCCCCCCUGGUGGGUAUGACGGCCCCCCUGGUGGGUAUGACGGCCCCCCUGGUGGGUAUGACGGCCCCCCUGGUGGGUAUGACGGCCCCCCUGGUGGGUAUGACGGCCCCCCUGGCUCAAGAUCCCCCCAAUCACGUCCCCUGAUCCCCUUCUCACCCAGAUUCGGUAACCUUGACGACCUCCAGCUGCCAUCUGACAACCUGACCAUCUACACCCACAACCCCAACACCGGUCACCACCAAACUGCAACUCCCAAUAUUUUGUCUACCAUAAAAGCCCUUCAAAAUCAUCGGCAGCGACUCAAGAGUGCUCCGAAUCUCAUCCCCGCAGACAUCCGUGUGGACAACAUGUGUGGAAAUCAUGUGUUAACUGCUUUGUAG
Procambarus clarkii (red swamp crayfish) is the source of this 1401-nucleotide messenger RNA. NCBI's taxonomy places the organism in Eukaryota, Metazoa, Arthropoda, Malacostraca, Decapoda, Cambaridae. The record is from RefSeq and is a predicted model, not a curated record.